AUGGCGUGCGCCAGGCGUCUGCUGAUGCUGCUCUAUCUGCUGCCUGUGUCCUUGGCCUGGAGGCCCAAGACCGUGUUCCAUUUGCAUAAGCCGCCCUCCUGGGCCCGUAGAAGCUGUGAGAGUCCGUGGCAGCUCUUCCCCUCCCCGCUCCGCUGCUCCUCCUCUCGUCCUCUGUGCCUUGGUUUACCUCCCGUCCGCGUGGCUCACCACACACAGACCACGUUAGUUCUCUUCCCCUCCCUUUCCGCUGGCUCCCCCCGCCCUCAGCCCCACCAGGUCUGGGACAUCCGGGAACUUGGAAGGGAAGCGGAAAGGAGGGGCGGGUGUUCCUCAAUCAAGAAGCCCUACUGGGCGCUGGCCCGUGAGGAUCGCCUGGAGGGCCCGAGCCACUGCUGUGUCCCCAGCAGCCUGGCGUCACGGAAGCUCUGCACCACCCAGACCGUCUCCCUCCAGGGCCGGGCCCGGCAGAAGCCGAACGGCCACGCCUGCUCCAAGCACUCCGAAUGCCGGAGCCGCUGCUGCGUGCUCAGCAUCUCGGGCUCCGAGCUGACCUGCAGACCCAUGACCAUCUUCCUGCAGUGUCAGCCUUGGCGCAAGGUGAGCCGGCGGCCGGGCCGCGGCAGGGAGGGCCGGGGCCGGGGCCAGGGCGGGAGGCGGGCGCCAGGCUCCGGCUCUGUGUCCCCAGCCCAACGGGAGCCGCUGCACCAACGACAACGAGUGCCAGAGCAGGUGUUGCCUCGCUCCGACCGAGGUCAGCCACCGCCGCUGCGUCCCCCAGAGAGGGAUCCUGGUUCAGUGCCUGCUCUUGGUGAGUGCCCCCGAUGCCCGGGUGGAGGGGCUGCCCGGAGCCCUGGACUGGCCGUAGGGCCUGCGCCGAGUGAACGGGAUUCUCCGAACCCACGGAGAGUCCCCUUCCAGGAGAGGCUGUCCUCUGCCGUCUGGACACUGGCCUCCGCGUCCGCUUCCUUGAGCAGGAAGGCCCGGAUGAGGCCUCCGAAAAGGAAACAGGUCACAGGCAGGUCCCUCGGGGUCUCGGCAGGGAACAGGUGCCCCCGCCUGGGAAAGGGCCAUCUGAUGCGUGGCUGGGUGGUGAACCCACCUCACCAGGUGCCAGGAUUACCGGUGACGGGGAAACUCAUCCUCGAGGAAGAACCAGUCCGGACCCGGGAGAAGCUCAGCCUGGAUCUCGUGCCUGCGUUUCGCUGGGAGCUCAGCCUGCGCGGUUCCCGCCGCUCGUUCUGGGCUGUGAAAACCUGCAGGUGUCAGACGCGCCCGUCCUGUCGUAGCAGCGAGCUCCGGAGACCGCUCUGUGGGUGCAACCUGCCUAGCUGGGUGUGCUACCCUUUCAGCCGGAGCCGGAGGAACUGGGACUGUCUGGCCCGGGUGGCCCUGAGCCCCCGGACGGUGCUGUCCUUUGAUAAGAGACACCUGGGAGCCUUGAGGAGGGCUGAUACCCGCAGCUGCCCUCCGCGGGCCGACGGAGCGCCUACUGAGCAGGCUCCAGCCGCACAGGCGAGGGUCUGGAGAGGCCGGCUCGCAGGCGUGGCCCGGUGGGGGACGUGGCACCCGCCUGUUUGCAAGCGCCAGUCCGCACGAAGGCGUGGAUCCCUUCUGCCCGAGGGCGGAGCGGAGGGAUCUGGAAGCCUCGCAGGCACCGAGGCCAGCGCGCGCACCGUGGUACCCCUCCACGACAGGCACCUGGGAGCCUUGUUUGCUGCAGAGACCCGGGACUUCCGAACAGCGAGCUCACCUGGGGACUGCCUCUCACCCACUUCCGGGCCGCCUGCAAAGCGAUUUCAGAGGUCAGUGUCAGAGGCUGGGGUGUGGCAGAGCACCGUCAGGCACACGUUCGCCGGCCAGGACGUCAGGCUGAGGCUUGGCUCUGAGCGUACUAGCCGGGUCCACACUAUCCGGUUCCUGUGUCGUGUGUGCCUGGUGGAGGAGGCAUCGAGGCCGUACCCCCCGGCACUCGUGUCCUAG
Molecule: messenger RNA, 1980 nt
Organism: Leopardus geoffroyi (Geoffroy's cat)
Lineage: Eukaryota; Metazoa; Chordata; Mammalia; Carnivora; Felidae
Gene: LRCOL1
Product: leucine rich colipase like 1
Exons: 8
Coding region: 1-1980 (659 amino acids)
Source: RefSeq, a predicted model, not a curated record